UAAGUAGGGAUUAUUGGUUGUUGUAAUUUAAUGGAUUUGAAAAUCCGAACUAAAUCUACUGUUGUUGGUUCUGUGAUUUUCAAAUCUGUAUUAAAAUCAGGUGUUAUUGGUUUAAUGAUUCAUAAAUUUUAUAUCAAAUCAAGUGUUAUUCAAUCGUACGGAUUUACUAAUAUAUUUGAUUUUAUAAUGGAUUUGAAUGGAUUUGUUUGGAUUUUUUAGUUAAAAAUACAAAGACUCAAAUCCGAGGGAAAACCUUCGGAUUUGCAUAUUUUACUUGGAUUUAUAAAUACUAUAUGGAUUUUUAAAUCAAUCAAAAUAUAUAAACCAAUAACACAACAAUUAUUUGGUAAAGAUUGGUUUUACUUUUUUUCUUUUUCAAAAGAAAAGAUUGGUUUUAACAGGACAUACCGUUUGAUUAAUUGAACCGAGUAAUUGGUCUAGCCGAGUUUGACCAGUUAAACAUGAUAUAAUACAUUUUAACUAUAGUUAAAUUACUAAAAUUGAAAUCAUAUAAUAUAAGUUGGAGAAAAGUCAGAGAAGAUGGGGAGACACAUCAUGUUAAAAAAAAAAUAAUUAAGCGUUACUUAAGAUGCGCAUUACGUGGAAUCUUCAGCGCUAAACUCGCUGUAAACAAAUAACCAUAAAGAGAUCUGUCCUUCAGUCCUUGUGUGUCUGCAUCUCGUGACAAACAAGUAAUCGAUACAGAUCUGGUUAAGCUGCCUUGUCUUACAAGAAACUGGAGUUGUCUGUGGUGUGUGAAUCAACGAUCUGAUCUCAAAGCAGGACCAAAUCAACAGAGACAUGGGAGCUGCGGUGACGAAAUCUGAUGGUCAAGAGACGAAGCUAGAGGCUAAGAUCAUAGAAGCCGUGCAACGCAGGGCAUCGAGAGGAACCACGAUGAAAUCAUUCAACAGCAUUGUUCUCAAGUUCCCAAAGAUCGACGAGGGUCUUCGAAACUGCAAAGCUAUCUUCCAAGAGUUUGACGAGGAUUCGAAUGGGUCGAUUGAUCACACAGAGCUAAAGAAUUGUUUCAGGAAGCUAGAGAUCUCGUUCGAGGAAGACGAGAUCAAUGACUUGUUUGAAGCUUGUGAUAUCAACGAGGAUAUGGGGAUUACAUUUACUGAGUUCAUUGUUCUUCUCUGUCUCGUCUAUCUUCUUAAGGACGAUUCAUCCACCCUCCAAAAGAAAUGGAGACUGGGAAUGCCGAAGCUGGAACCAACGUUUGAGACGCUAGUGGACACAUUCGUGUUCCUGGACGAGAACAAGGACGGACUCGUGAGCCGCGAGGAGAUGGUCCGAGCCAUUGAUGAAUCUGGAGAACGUUCCUCCGGGAGGAUAGCAAUGAAAAGAUUUGAGGAGAUGGACUGGGACAAGAAUGGAAUGGUGAACUUCAAAGAGUUCUUGUUCGCAUUUACGCAGUGGGUUGGAAUAGAUGAGAGCGAAGAAGAAGACGAUGAUGAUAACAAUGACAAGGCUUGAUGUUUGUGUUUUUGCAAGAGUGUAAUAGUAACAAACUAUAUUUUAUGUUAUAAUGCAAACAGAAUAAUUCAUUACCAAACACACAAACCAUUAUGUUUUUUACCCCAAAAAAAACUUGCUUUGAAGCAACAAAGCUUA
Messenger RNA from Brassica rapa (field mustard), 1617 nucleotides. Its product is annotated as probable calcium-binding protein CML21. Gene Ontology annotation, molecular function: calcium ion binding. NCBI's taxonomy places the organism in Eukaryota, Viridiplantae, Streptophyta, Magnoliopsida, Brassicales, Brassicaceae. The record is from RefSeq and is a predicted model, not a curated record.